Messenger RNA from Cornus florida, 1159 nucleotides. RefSeq lists its product as uncharacterized. The coding region runs from base 218 to 1144 and encodes 308 amino acids. Gene Ontology annotation, cellular component: mitochondrial inner membrane. The record is from RefSeq and is a predicted model, not a curated record. NCBI's taxonomy places the organism in Eukaryota, Viridiplantae, Streptophyta, Magnoliopsida, Cornales, Cornaceae. The transcript is spliced from 9 exons. Gene Ontology annotation, biological process: intracellular monoatomic cation homeostasis.
GUACCUUAUUGGAGGCAGUGUGUUAUACUAUCCUCAGCUUUCCUCAAUAAGUUCUUAUCAACUGUAUGUCGAGGUAGUUUGUGAAGAGCUGGACUGGCUUCCUCUUUAUCCAGGCAACAUUGGUACCCCAAAAUUCUCCCAUGGUCAUGGAAGUAAAACAAAAAGUCCUCCCAAUGCUGAAGCCAUCCCCAAAGUAUUAGAUGUUUGCUCUCACUGGAUGCAGAGCUUUAUUAAAUACAGUAAUUGGCUGGAGAACCCUUCUAAUAUCAAGGCAGCAAGAUUUCUCACUAGAGGGCACAAGAAGUUAAGGGUGUGCAUGGAAGAACUGGGGAUACAAAAGACUGAAUUGAUUGAAAGCACUGCUAAGCAAUCUGUUGAGAGGAGUAGAUCUGGAAAAGAGCCAGAUUCUUUUGAUAAGGUAGUCCUCAAUCUCUACAAAAGACAGGCACUGGAAAGUGUUGAAGAAGCUCUGAUAAGGCUAGAGGAGUUGCUUCAGGAGCUGCAUGUAUCAAGCUCCAAUUCUGGAAAAGAGCAAUUAAAAGCUGCUUGUUCUGAUCUUGAGAGCAUAAGGAAACUUAAGAAAGAGGCUGAAUUUCUUGAGGCAUCUUUCAGAGCAAAGGCAGCUUCUCUUCAGCAGGGAGAUGAUAAUCGUUCCUCAUCUUCUACUGCUGAGGAGCAACAAUAUUCUAGAAGGAAGAACAGCAAGGGUGUUGAUGUAGUUCUGGAUAGGAGCAACAGAUUUGUCAAUAAUUCUUGUAGAUUAUGGAACUUCUUAGUGUGCUAUCCAACCAGGAAGCCUGCCCUCGGGUUAUCCACUGCAGAUGGAAGUGAUGUUGAACCUUUUGAACAAUCUACAGUGAGUAUGGCUGGAGCAGGCUCAGAGUCGAGUGAAAUUCAACGUUUUGAGCUUUUAAGGAAUGAGCUAAUUGAACUUGAAAAACGAGUUCAAAGAAGUGCUGAUCAAUCUGAAAAGGAAGAGGAUGAACUUAAUAUGCGUGACUCUGCCAGUUAUGGUGAUGAAGCUGAAGGAAGGCGAUUGCUUCAGGUUCAGAAGAAAGAAAGUAUUAUUGGAAAGUCAAUUGAUAAGCUUAAAGAAACCAGCACGGUAUGGAUCUCUUACCAUUCUUCAUUAGUCAAAGGAUGAGAUAUGGUCCACAAA